Galleria mellonella (greater wax moth) is the source of this 7651-nucleotide messenger RNA. It is a transcript of the gene Ziz, whose product is annotated as dedicator of cytokinesis protein 9. The coding region runs from base 195 to 6362 and encodes 2055 amino acids. The record is from RefSeq and is a predicted model, not a curated record. The transcript is spliced from 34 exons. Lineage: Eukaryota; Metazoa; Arthropoda; Insecta; Lepidoptera; Pyralidae. Gene Ontology annotation, biological process: positive regulation of GTPase activity; small GTPase-mediated signal transduction. Gene Ontology annotation, molecular function: guanyl-nucleotide exchange factor activity.
UGUCAAAUCCAAAGCCAAAGUCCCAAACCAAUAAUAGUUUGACAUUUUGUUUAGCUUUCUCGUUAGCAAUUCGAUUUUCGGCGUUUUGUAUUCACUCAGCUGCAAAAAUAGAAAUAUUUAUCAAAAUGUACGCAAUUUUUAUUCUAAAAAAUAUAUUACAGUUUUACUUCGAUCUGUAGUGUCACACGUUCAAUAUGCCCCCAAUCAAUUCCAAAACGAAAAGAAGUGGCGCAGAAUACGAGAACAUAAUUGCUAAGAAAUGUACAGCAUUAGACUUUGAAGAUUACAUCCAGGAAAAUAAGACCUUACUAUUAAAUGAUCCACUCCGAGAUAUUCUUCUGUAUCCAACAGAUGAUGUGUCUAGUGUAGUCCUUCCAAGGCGCUGGAGAACAGUAACUACAGCAGUACCUGAUGUGAGAACUGCCGCUACCUGCCCUUUGCUCACUCGUCAAGCUCUGCUCAGCUAUGCUUCCAGUUGGAAUCUUAUACAUUACAAGUAUUCUAAUUACUCUGGUUCCUAUUUUAACUUGCCAAGGCCUAUAGACAAUAAAUUGCCGGAGGAAGUAUACGACAUUGAUGCCGAAAUCGAAAGCGAUCAUGAAGCUCAAGCCGCUAAAGUGGACAUCGGUACCAAGGAGGGGUACCUGCUCAAAGGACCCGAAAUCGGCUCAGAUAGAAUAUUCAGUAAUCUCGCUUCCAAAUCGUUUAAAAAACGAUACUGCUCAAUGGUUAGGGAAGCAGACGGCACAUAUAUUCUGGAAGUGUAUAAAGACGAGAAGAAAACGGACACCAAGCUCACCAUAGUCAUGGAUUUUUGUUCAGAUGUUGUUAAAAAUCCGAAACGUGGGCGUUUUUGUUUUGAAUUGCGAAUGGCCGGUGGGAAAGGAUACACAUUUUCAACUGAUAAUGAUGAAGAGAUGAACGAAUGGAUCAACGCUUUUAACGCAGCACUAAAGAAAAAACUAGAUAGUCAGGAAGGUCAUCAGAAUGAUGAAGUUUUAGAUAAAGACGCGGAUGUGUCCUUGACAGCUGAACCGCCACCUCCAACGUAUGGCACGCUCAAAGGAUUAGAGCAUAGCAUGAACCCGCUCCUGAUGCGGUACUCGCGAGAGACCGACCUAUCAAUAGCCGUGGCUCGCAACGAGUGCCGCGUCCAUAUAUUCAGUAUGCCGUAUAAACGGACACCCUCCCCUGAACCUCAGUUAGAACCAUUCAAAGAACACUUUGGCCAAAGAAUAUUGCUCAAAUGCGAAAGCUUAAAGUUUAGGUUACAAGCGCCGAUAGAUGGCGACAAAGAACUAUUGUGCCAAGUGGAGCCUUAUUUCACGCACCUUGCGCUGUACGACGCGCGAAGCGGCAAGAAACUCACAGAAAACUUUCAUUUCGACCUCAACCACGGCGCGGUCAAAGAUCUAGUCAAGGAGAACGAGUGUACAGACUCGUUAAUAGAGAACUUUAGCUACGACGUUAAAUUAGAUGUUACACAGAUUCCCGAAGAGUGGUACAGAUCGAAAAAACAGGUCGUGUUGUCGAUCAACAACCCUCAUCCAGAUUUAUUCCUAGUAGUGAAAAUCGACAAAAUACUCCAAGGCCACGUGAACCAAGUACUCGAACCCUACCUCAAAGCUACCAAGGACCCUCGCUUAGGUCUCAAAGUUCACAAAACUGUGCAAGCAUACGCCAACCGUGUCGGGAGUUACAGAAUGCCAUUUGCUUGGGCAGCCAAACCUUUAUUUAGGUUAUACAGUAAUGACUUGGACACAACUCCCGAAUUUCCCGCCAUUUACAGACAAGAACCAAAUAAAAUGUCUGAUGAUGAUCUCAUUAAAAUAUUAUCUGACUUUCGUAAACCGGAAAAGUUGUCCAAACUAACGACAAUACCUGGCUGGCUUAGUAUUAAUAUACAUCAGAGCAAUGAACAGAUAUCAAAUUGUAUGACGAGUGCCUACGCUGCGUUGAAACCUUUUCCUCUUCCACCUACAUCGCCGCUCACAUUAGAGCUUGCAACGCUAAACGUGGAACCGGAACAGCCAUAUGCUGCGUUCAUACACCACCUGUACGUGCGGCCUUUGGCUCUCAACUUCGAGUCGCAAAAAAUGUUCGCAAGGGCAAGGAACAUAGCAUGCUCAGUCGAACUUAGAGACAGUGAUACGGGAGAUAAUAAACCAUUACAGGUAGUGUACGGUCGUAUGGGCAUGACAACACAGUAUCGCUGUUCUGUACUCCACCAUAAUGCCAGCCCGAUUUGGAGUGAUGAAGCGAAAAUCCGUCUACCAGCGACGAUAACGCCGCAGCAUCACUUGCUAUUCACAUUUUAUCAUAUCUCUUGUGAUCUUACCAAAAAGAAUGAUGCCAAUGUAGAAACGUGUAUAGGAUAUGCUUGGGUUCCUUUAUUGAAGAAUGAUAAGCUAGUUGAGGAAAUAAUUAAUUUGCCUAUCGCUACUCAUUUGCCUUCUGGAUAUCUUUCCAUUCAACCGCUUGGACUUGGCAAAGGGAACACAGGCCCAGAAGUAGUGUGGGUGGAAGGAGAGAAGCAACUAUUCCGUUGUCAAUUAGUCCUAGAUUCGACCGUAGUGACCCGGGACAUGCAUCUACACAAUCUGUUCGCUCAGAUUGAGAGACUAAUACGAUGCAACUCGCCGGGUACCUCCCCAUCACCACCGCCAUGGAACGAUGUAUGUAAUGCAUUAAAAGCCGCGCACGCGAUCAGACUGAGCUCAUUGAUUGCGUUCCUGCCCACUAUAUUGAACCAGUUGUUUGAAUUGAUGACUUUUGAAAAAAAUUACACUCAAGACAUGGGCUAUCAAAUAGUGAAGUUAAUAGUGCAUUUCGUUCACAUGAUACACGAUUAUGGACGAAAGGAUUUACUCGAUAGCUACGUCAAGUAUGUCUUCAACUGCGUAGAGUUCAAACUUCACACAGUGUUAACUGCUCCACUUCACUUGUUUGUUGAUCCGAACCAACAGGAUUUCUUAUUGGGUCACAAAUUUAUGCAGUAUUCUGGAUUCUUCUUUGAUAUUAUUAUAAAAAGCAUGGCUCAAUACCUAAUCAACACUGGUAGAAUAAAGAUGUCAAGACAUGAAAGGUUUCAUUGUGAUCUUCUGGAUAAUAUUGAUAAGUUAGUCACCACGGUGGAACCAUCUUACAUUUUACAACAGCCAAUGCAAACCCAUAUAUUCAACAAGAACCUCGCUGUUUUUCUUAAGUCGUGUCUAUCGUUUAUGGAUCGAGGAUUUUUGUUCCGGCAAAUAAAGAAGUAUUUGGAUAAAUUUAAGGCAUGCGAUCCAAAGGCAUUAUUUGACUUCAAAUUUACUUUUCUCCAAACGAUAUGUUCUCAUGAACAUUUUGUCCCAUUCAACUUGCCUUUACAAGCAAACAAAUUGUCUAAGGAUUAUGAUGAAGAUCCCGCUAAAUUGAUGUUGACCGAAGACUUCAUUAUGAGGCACUUUCUCGCUGGAGUUUUACUAAAACAUGUGGAGCAGUCGCUGCGCGAGGCACCGCAGAAGCGGCGCGGCGCGCUGGGCGUGCUGCGCGCGCUGCUCACCAAGCACGAGCACGACGACCGCUACCGCACGCGGCAGGCGCGCGCGCGCCUCGCGCAGCUCUACGCGCCCUGGCUCACCGUCGUGCUCGACAACGCCCAUCGCCUAAUAACAAAAAAUCUCGCUAGUCCGGUAUUAGAAAAUGGGCAUGACAAACUGGACGGUGACGGAACGGCAUGUCUGGCUGUCACGGCGAAAGAAGUGACGUCAGCGAGCAGUACGCCGCGACGGAACCGGCUCACGUUGCACUUCGACCACACGCCCGCCCGGAACUCUGCGCAUUUUAAAGAACCACCGAAUAUAAAUAUGUAUGGCAAAGAUCAUACAAACAAUGUAUCUCAAAGCUCACUAGAGUCAGUCUCGACAAUGUCCGGUGGGGACUCGCUACCUAGGAAUAUAGGGCGGCUGGACUUGAGCGAAAUUGGUGAUCAAGUCAACAGAUUCGGUGUUAUGUCCGCUGAGGAGGUACGAGAUGUGCUUUUGUGUUUCCUGUUUGUGUUGAAAUACUUAGACGAGGAAAGACUCGUAGAAUGGUGGAAGACUCACACGCAAGCGCAACAACAGUCUUUCUUUAAUGUUUUAGAAAUAUGCGCAGAACAGUUUCAAUAUGUGGGUAGAAAGAAAAUCUUGGCGGAACUAAAAACUGUGACGCCUGAAGCUAGCGAAAAACCGAAACCUAUCAAAGCUCGCACGUUACCAGCUAGGAUGAGUCCACCCGACUUCUCCAAGGAACCACCCAUUAUGGUGGAGAAGAACAACACAGUUAAUAGAGAGAACUUGGUGACACCUACUGUUACAACAGAACUAGAAGCAAUAGCAGAACAUACUAUACUGUCUGCGGCUUGCCUAGCCACAGAAGUCGGUCUGAUCAUUAUUGACCGCACAUGUCUUUUCAUGAAGAAUUUGGGCGCAGCCGACGGUGUAGCCGCCAAGCCUUACCUUAAAUUGUUACAGUAUCCACAGAGCGAAACUCUGUACAAGCAUCUAUUUGCUGCACUCCGAGCCUAUAUAAAUCAGUUUUCUAAUACACUUUUUGAAGGCGGCAGUGCUGUGUGCGCGGGCGUUGUAAGCGCAGUAGUCCGGCUGUGCGCGGCCCGCGCGGCGCCGCUGCGGCGCGAGGCGGCCGCCGCGCUCUACCUGCUCAUGCGCGCCAACUUCCAGCAUGCCGCGCGCGCCGCCCUCACCAGGGUCCAUCUGCAGGUCAUUAUAGCUGUUUCGAAAUUAUUGGAUGACUCGACGGCGCUCAACUGCAAGCGUUUCCAAGAAUCUCUCUCUGUGAUCAACUGCUUCGCUACUGGCGACAAAGCUAUGAAAGGAACAGGUUUAUCAAGUGAAGUGGCAGAGUUGAUGCGACGUGUACGGACUGUGGUGGGCGCUCGAGCUCGCCUCGCAGGCGUCGGUGGCUCGGGUGGAUCUGGCGGAGUACACUUAGCUGAGCUGCAGCACGCGUUGGCGGCGUCCUGUCGCGCGACGCCGCGGCUGCGACAUGCGUGGCUCGCGACCCUCGCCGACCAUAAUGCGAGGCAGGGAGAUCACGACGAGGCCAUGUGUUGCCAACUACACAUAGCGGCACUGAUAGCAGAAUAUUUAAAAUUACGGGGCACCCAGUCAUGGGGUGCAGACGAAUUCGCCGAGUUAUCUAAAAACAUACCGCCAGACGAAGCUGGGCUCAAAAUCGACGAGGGUAUGGUAGAUGUUCACUACAAUGAACAAGCCCUUCUAGAUCAGCUUAUGGUCUGCACAGAGUAUGUAGACAAAGCAGAGAGAUACGAACUUCUUGGUCCCCUCUAUCGGCUCAUCAUCCCCAUCUAUGAACGAAGAAAGGACUACCAAGCAUUAUUAGCGUGCUAUCAACACCUCACUAAAGCUUAUGCCAAAGUUAUCGAAGUCACACAUUCUGGGAAGCGUCUCCUUGGUAGAUUCUAUCGAGUCGCAUUUUUUGGGAAAGCCCAUUUCGGAGAAGACGAAGAAGGCAUUGAAUUCAUCUAUAAGGAACCCAAACUGACAUCACUAAGCGAAAUAUCGGAGAAACUGCAAACCUUCUAUGAACAGAAGUUCGGAGUGGGAUUCGUUAAGAUGAUUAUGGAUUCAGCGCCGGUCAACCGUGAUGAACUGGAUAGCAAAUUGGCCUAUAUCCAAGUAACCUGGGUGCGAGCAGCACCGGAGGGCGUAGCAGUCACGAGUUCAAGCGGCGAGGGAUCAUUUGAACGUGUCCACAAUGUCCGUAGAUUCGUAUUCGAAACGCCAUUCACGAGCGACGGAGCCGCACGAGGGCCUGUUCACCAUCAGAGAUUGAGACUUACGCACCUGACUGCUGAGAAUUGGUUCCCAUAUGUUAAACGCCGGGUGCCUGUAGUCGACACGCAAGUUGAAGAAAAAAGCCCGAUAGAGGUCGCCGUGGCGGAGAUGGAGAGCCAGGUUGUCGAACUAGCGGAAAUCGUCAACGCAAAAUCAACUGAUUUAAAGAAACUGCAAUUAAGGUUACAAGGCAGCAUAUGCGUACAAGUGAACGCUGGUCCUCUCGCGUACGCUAACGCAUUUUUGGACCCGACGUUGGCACCGAUGUAUCCUGACGAACUGGUCGAUAAAUUAAAAGCUACAUUCAAAGAAUUCCUAACAAUAUGUCACUCGGCGCUCCAACUGAAUGCGAAACUCAUCAGUUCCGACCAAGUUACAUACCACGAGGCGCUCGAGACGAACUACUACAAACUGAGCGAUUCACUGUCCAGCGUAUUGGGACAACCUCUACAGGACAUAUUACUCAAUGGAAAUCUUAGCACCACGGUCACUGGGGUCGAACUGGAAUCUAGUAACGCGUAAUGCCCUUAUUCAUAAAAACGACUUAUAUUUAAUAAACCUAUUUCACCAUUAGUGUUUUGUUUCUUUCUUUUACGCAAUUUUUUCGAUAUGAAAGAAAGCGACAAAACACUCUAAUAAAAUGUAGGUUUGUAGAAAAUUUUAAUUGUUAUGAAUAAGAGGGUAAGACUAUACUGAUAUAUAUUAGCACAAAUUCGAUCUGAACAUUUUUAGAAUCUAUAUUUUUACGAGAAUCAAAAGAAAAAAAAUAAUUUAUUUUAUUAGAAGUAUUAGUCUAUUUCCGUUCAAAACCACUAACUAGUACACACACCAGUUUCUUGGAUACGUAAUUUGAACUGAUAUGUAGGUACUUAAUUUAAUACAUUAAAAAUGUUUAGUCAAUUACCAAUUCCAUCCUACCAGGUGUUAAUUUUUUUCAUGUUAUACUUCCUGAUUAUUGAUAUUUACGGUCUUAUUAUAAAAAAAAAUCUUGUUAAAUUUAAACUUGUGAUAGACAGGUGUUAAAUAAAUAUUUAGAAUUCUUGCAAUAAAAAGCAUAUAACAUUUGUUUUAGUCUAAAUGAAAGUCUGUCUUGUUAAAAAUAAAUGAUAUUAAAAAUAAUAAAUUUUAUUAUACUAAUCUAAUUGGCACAUGACAUUUAAUAGAUUUGGCUCAUAAUACUGCCAAUAAACGUUAGUCAAUGUGAUGACUAAACAAUGAGACAAAAGACUUUGUAAAACACUGUUUUUUUUUUUUUAUAGUAAGACCGCAAAUGUUUUGCUUGUUCUUGCAACUAUCAUGAUUUACUAUAAAGGCACAAAUUAAAUUAAGGUAAGAUUUUAUAACUCCCUGUAGAGAGACCUAAGAUUUUUAUAAGUCAUUAGUGAUCAAACUUUUUCUACAAUUGCCAUGCUUCUUAUAAUGUAGUUUCGUAAGAUGUUUGUCCCAAUAUCUAAUAAUAAUAGAAAUACUAUAUUUAUAUACCUACUUUCAUUUUUUCUGUCUUUCACACACUAUCUCAUUGUAGCUAUCUUUGGAAAUUCAUUUUUUAAUUUUAUUUAAAAAAACAAUUUUUUUUUUAAUAAUUUGCAAACGUAAUUUUGCAAAGAAGAAAUAUUUUACGAGGUUUGUCCGGAAAGUACGUAUAAAAGUUUUUAAAAAUUUUAUUUUACAAUUAUUCAGGUAAAUCAAUUUUAUCCCCUUCAAAGUACUCCCCCUGUGACAUAAUGCACUUGUGCCAACGCCGUUUCCACUGUGAGAAGGCUCCUUGAAAGUCCUCUGGUUGUAGGUUUCUCAGCUGCCCCGUCGUAGCU